AUCGUUUCUUGUUUCCUCUAUGACAUACACGCCAGUAUGGUUAAGGUGGAAUCAGGAAACUGCGAUUUUUAUAAAGGGAGAUGGGUUUACGAUAAAUCAUAUCCUAUAUAUGAUUCAUCUCAAUGUCCAUUCAUCCCCGAAGGCUUCGGUUGUGUAGCUAAUGGUCGACCGGACAAAGAAUAUCUAAAGUACAGAUGGAACCCAACUGGAGGAUGUGAUCCACCCAAGUUUGAUGGCCUAAAUUUCGUCAAGAUAUUUAAGGGUAAAAAGAUCAUGUUCGUUGGUGACUCAAUUAGUCAAAACCAGUGGGUAUCUUUUACUUGUAUGAUCCAUGCAUCUAUCCCCAAUGCUAAAUUUACUACUGCUUAUGGCCUCCCACUUAAUAACCAGUGGAUGUCGUCCGUUAAUUUCACCGAUCCUGAAUAUGACAUGUCUAUACUUUUUAAUCACAAACCGUUCCUUGUUGACUUAGAGGAGACACCUGAAAGAAUUCUAAAGAUCGACACCAUUAGCACUGGUGAUGCGUGGAAAGAAGUAGAUGUUGUGAUCUUUAACACUUGGCACUGGUGGUUCCAUAAAGGAAGAUUACAACAUUGGGAUAAAAUUCAGGAAGGAAACAAGACAUACAAAGAUAUAGAUAAUCGUACGGUAGCUUUUGCGAAAGGACUAACCACUUGGUCAACAUGGAUUGAUAAUAAUAUUGACCCCGACAAAACUCGAAUUUUCUAUCAAGGAAUUUCUCCUACGCAUAUGAAGGGCAAGGAUUGGGGUUUUCCUCACACUUCUUGUGCAGAUCACACAACACCAUUUAAUGGUACUACAUAUCCUGGAAUUCCGGAACCAGGAGUGACUGUACUCAAGGAAGUAUUGAGUCAGAUGUCGAAUCCUGUCAUUUUAUUAGACGUGACAACCAUGUCACAACUAAGAAAAGAUGCUCAUCCAUCACAUUACGCCAACAAAGAUGGGACGUCUCGUGAUUGUAGCCAUUGGUGUGUGGCUGGCUUACCCGAUACUUGGAAUCGUCUUCUUUAUGCAUCUAUUAUUUUACGCCAGAAAUAA
Papaver somniferum (opium poppy) is the source of this 1059-nucleotide messenger RNA. Its product is annotated as protein trichome birefringence-like 42. Gene Ontology annotation, cellular component: Golgi apparatus. The record is from RefSeq and is a predicted model, not a curated record. Gene Ontology annotation, molecular function: O-acetyltransferase activity. The coding region runs from base 37 to 1059 and encodes 340 amino acids. The transcript has 5 exons. Lineage: Eukaryota; Viridiplantae; Streptophyta; Magnoliopsida; Ranunculales; Papaveraceae.